This is a messenger RNA of Panicum hallii, 906 nucleotides long. Its product is annotated as ethylene-responsive transcription factor ERF003-like. The transcript is spliced from 2 exons. Lineage: Eukaryota; Viridiplantae; Streptophyta; Magnoliopsida; Poales; Poaceae. The coding region runs from base 55 to 555 and encodes 166 amino acids. Gene Ontology annotation, molecular function: DNA binding; DNA-binding transcription factor activity. Gene Ontology annotation, biological process: regulation of DNA-templated transcription. The record is from RefSeq and is a predicted model, not a curated record.
CCACCACCAGAGGUAUCGAUCGGGCACUGGUGUGAGACAGGAGCAACCGUCGCCAUGCCGAAGCUGCAGAGGUUCAGAGGAGUGAGGCAGAGGCACUGGGGCUCCUGGGUCUCCGAGAUCCGCCACCCACUCCUGAAGACGAGGAUCUGGCUGGGCACGUACGAGACGGCGGAGGACGCGGCGCGGGCGUACGACGAGGCGGCGCGGCUGAUGAGCGGGCCGGCGGCGCGCACCAACUUCCCCCUGAGCAGCGGCACCGGCGGCACCCUCUCCCCGACGCUGCGCGCGAAGCUGGAGAAAUGCUGCACGGAGGAGUCGGCGUCGAAGCAGCCGGCGCAGGACGGCGGCGCGGACGCGUCAGGAGCAGAGCGCGACGGCGGAGGCGUUGGGCAGGAGCAGCAGGGCGUGAAAGCCGAGACCGGCGACGACGACGGCGACGAGUACAUCGAGGAGAUGAUCAGGGAGCUCACCUACUACGGCCCCGUGGAGAUACAGCACCCCUCCGGCUCCUCCGGCGCCGCCCCCGCCUGCUCGAGCUCGCCGGCGAUUAGGUGAUGACUGAGCGAGCCAGCCAGCCAAAGUUUAGCCGCUAGCUAGCUAGCCGGCCGAUGCAGCAGCCGUCGUCGUCAUCUACAGCAGCCGUCGUUUUGUUAGGCACAUUUAGCCGUCCAUUUAGGAGGAGAGGGGCCCGGUCCGGAGGGAAUGGAACGCGAGUUGCAUUGGCACCCGCCCAGGCGGGGCCCUCUCCCGGGAUCGGGAUUGGGAUUGAGCGAGCCGGUGUGUACAGAGCGGGAAGGGGACCAAAGGAUCUUUCGGGAUAAGGGGUCUUGAUUUGGUUCAUGAUGUGAAGCUUGUUUCAGGACCUGUCGUUUAGCCCCUUUGGUAUCCGAGCUUUAGCGCCUUUAU